GCGCAACCUACUGCAGAUUGUUUGAUUGCAAUCAAGAACUGUUAAACUCGAUGGAUUUGACUCAUUUCGGUCUCUGUUCUGCAACUUGAAAUUACCUUGGAUGAUCAUAAGCACCAUAGACAACGGAGGAGCUAUGGGUAGGUAUAAUAUUGCCACCAUCACACCGCUGAUUGUGCUGCUGUUACUAAUGCACUGGGCAAACGGUAUCUCUGUUAUGAGAGCUGCCAAGUGUGUGAUACCCAAUGGACUAGAACACUCCUCCAGAGCUGUCCUACUGCAGCAAUGUCUCUCCAAGAAUUAUGGCCAGGGCAACGAGACAUCAUGUUAUGAUGAGCUUGGAUGUUUUCCUAUGGACAAGCCAUGGACAAGUUUGCUACGUCCUUUACCCUCCCCCCUCCAUCCAGCAGAGAUAAACGUUCGUCUCUACUGUUACACAAGAGAGUCUCCAGAGAGGUACAACAUUACUCUAUGGCCAGAGAUAGAUCUUGAGGGAUGCAACUUCAACCCUUGUCGUAAAACUGCCUUUGUUGUUCACGGGUUUGCCAGCAACGGCAACAACUCUUGGUUGGCAGAUCUCAAGGAUAACUAUUUGAAAAUGAAAGACGUGAAUGUGUUUCUCGUUGACUGGGGCUCAGGGGCAGAGUUACUGAACUAUCUGCAGGUCGCCUCCAACACAAGAAUAGUGGGUGCUGAAGUAGCAAGAUUCCUAAAGUGGCUGAUUAAAAACAAGGGAUUGGAUUCUGGAGAUGUUCAUCUCAUGGGCCACAGUUUGGGAGCUCACAUCUGUUCCUAUGCAGCCAAAGCUGUGCCCGGCAUUGAGCGGCUUACAGCCAUGGACCCAGCACAGCCAGGCUUUGAAGGAACAGACAAGACGGUUCGGCUAGACAAAGAAGACGCUAACUAUGUGGAAGUUCUGCACACCAACGCAGCCCCCUUCAUACCCUUGUUGGGGUUCGGACUAAUUUUUCCUGUUGGUCACGUAGACAUUUACUUGAACGGAGGUCUCCGACAACCUGGAUGUCAGUUGCCAGACUUCACUGAGAUCAAGAGCAUCAAGGACCUUGCAAAGUUCCCUGUUGAAUUUAUCGGCAAGCUUGUGGCUUGCUCUCAUGGACGAUCGUACGAGUACUUCACCAAUGUUCUGCAGGACGACUGCACAAUCUGGUGUAAAUUGGCCGGCGUUACCAGGCAUCUUCUCAAUGGAGUGACCCUGGGUUAUAUUGACCCGUUGUUCUCCCGGGUCCAGAAAUGUGAUGCCAAGGUCUGUAUUCCCCUGGGACUAGACACUCCGGACUACACUGCUAGAGGGGUGUUUGCUGCAACUACCAGCAACAACUACCCUUACUGUGAAACUGAUCCAAAAGUAAACAGCCGAAUGUUACGAGAGAUUUGUGAAACUAUAGGAGAGGUGACAACCGCGGCGACAGACAUUGUUGAUGGAGUAGUGGAAGGAGUAGCAGAAGGAGUUAAGACAGUAGCAGGCAAAGGCAAGGACCUUGUGUCAGGAACAGCUGACAAAGGAAAGGAUGUCAUAUCUGGAGUGGCAGACAAGGGUAAAGAAGCUGUGUCAAGCAUACGAGGCCUUAUUAGACAUUGAUUAGGAUAAGUAAGUUCUAAGUCAGAUUAAAUCGCUUUUAACUUAA
This is a messenger RNA of Macrosteles quadrilineatus (aster leafhopper), 1643 nucleotides long. RefSeq names its product pancreatic triacylglycerol lipase-like. Gene Ontology annotation, molecular function: triacylglycerol lipase activity. The record is from RefSeq and is a predicted model, not a curated record. NCBI's taxonomy places the organism in Eukaryota, Metazoa, Arthropoda, Insecta, Hemiptera, Cicadellidae. The transcript has 13 exons. The coding region runs from base 101 to 1597 and encodes 498 amino acids. Gene Ontology annotation, biological process: lipid metabolic process.